AUGAAUGCGUCGGCUGCGGCCACGCCCCCUCUCCAAACGGCGGCGAUGAUGGAGGGAGCAGCUCACGCUGGCCAGGCUCCCGACCGAACGUGUCGAGUCAUCUCUCCUCAGGGCCAACCCCUCCUAUUCAUCGCAUCUCUCCCUGGCUCCGUCUCCUCCACGAGAUGUAGCACCACCCCACGCCAUGGACGCCCUUGCCGGCUGCAUCUCUCCAUGCGCCGCCAUUCCUAUGACACCGCCGCCCGGCAGUCUCCACCAGCACCACGACGGGCGUGGCCUCUGCACGCGCCGUCACCUCCCCUCCAGAUCCGGCCGUCGUCGAGGGCAUAUCCAUCCAGCAGUGCGCCGUCACCUCCCCUCCAGAUCCAGCCGUCGUCAAUGGCGUAUCCAUCCAGCAGCGCGCCGUCAUCCCAAUCAUCACCGUCCACGGCGUCAUCGCCCAGGCCCAGUCAGGGGCUGGCAAGACCUCCAUGA
This is a messenger RNA of Triticum turgidum subsp. durum (durum wheat), 474 nucleotides long. NCBI's taxonomy places the organism in Eukaryota, Viridiplantae, Streptophyta, Magnoliopsida, Poales, Poaceae. The record is from the annotation of a GenBank genome assembly.